UCAACAUGCACUUUAAUAUAUUACAUAGCUUUUUCAUUGGUAUCCGGUCCUAGAAUCUUUGAUAUUUAAGGAAUCUGAUGUUUUAGAUUUCUCUAUUGGAGCUGAUGGAACUAUAGCUAUUACUAAAAAAGAUAAUGAAGUAUAUAUUAGAACUGAUAAAUGGGAACGAAUUAGUUAUGGAAAUUAUGAACAUAAAAAUGUCUCCGUUUAUAGUUCUUAUUUGAUUUAUACUAUAGAUUCUCGUAAUCAUUUAAUUCAAGCUUUUUAUGAUUCGCCUGACACAUAUAGCUGGGCAUGUUUGGAUUGUUUAAAAAAAUAUUAUCAAAUUUCUUGUCCUAUUUCUCAAAUGGAUGAUGAUUAUAGUGAUUAUAGGUCAUUAUGGAUCAUAGGCAGUGAUCAUUAUAUUUAUAAAUACUCUACUAAUAAAAAAUAUAUUGCUAUAUCAGAAUCUCCAUUUAAACAAAUUAAAGUUUUUAAUGAUCAAUAUAUAAUUGGAAUUGAUAUCAAUAAUAACUUAUGGAAAUAUCGUGAUGGAAAUUGGGUUUUGAUUAGGAAAUAUGUUAAAUAUGCAACUCUUAAUUAUCUUCGUGAAAUUUAUUUUAUUGAUAAUGAUAAUUUAGUUUUUAAAAUGAAAAGUUGAAAGCUUUGUAAUUUAUAUCAUAUGUAAAAAUAAAAUAAAUA
Messenger RNA from Rhizophagus irregularis DAOM 181602=DAOM 197198, 681 nucleotides. RefSeq lists its product as uncharacterized. The record is from RefSeq and is a predicted model, not a curated record. NCBI's taxonomy places the organism in Eukaryota, Fungi, Glomeromycota, Glomeromycetes, Glomerales, Glomeraceae.